Messenger RNA from Bacillus rossius redtenbacheri, 411 nucleotides. RefSeq names its product antifreeze protein Maxi-like. The transcript has a single exon. The record is from RefSeq and is a predicted model, not a curated record. NCBI's taxonomy places the organism in Eukaryota, Metazoa, Arthropoda, Insecta, Phasmatodea, Bacillidae. The coding region runs from base 1 to 411 and encodes 136 amino acids.
AUGCCUGUGGAAUGCACGCUUCAGACGUCAGUUUCAUCGCACCACGUGGCGUGCCGACACGUGCACGCAUAUUUCCACACGUGCACGAGUUCAUGUGAGUUUCUCAAGGCCGCGACCUGCCCUGCCCGCCGAGCACUCAGCGUCACUCUGGCAGCCACUCUGGCGGUCACUCUGGCGGUCACUCUGGCGGCCACUCUGGCGGCCACUCUGGCGGCCACUCUGGCGGCCACUCUGGCGGCCACUCUGGCGGCCACUCUGGCGGCCACUCUGGCGGCCACUCUGGCGGCCACUCUGGCGGCCACUCUGGCGGCCACUCUGGCGGCCACUCUGGCGGCCACUCUGGCGGCCACUCUGGCGGCCACUCUGGCAGCCACGGAGGAAAUGUUACUUCGGUCGAGUCUCGCAAUCUGA